Molecule: messenger RNA, 10436 nt
Organism: Xyrichtys novacula (pearly razorfish)
Lineage: Eukaryota; Metazoa; Chordata; Actinopteri; Labriformes; Labridae
Source: the annotation of a GenBank genome assembly
UCUUUUGAACGAAGCGUUCGCGAACGACACAACACUACUAGCAUGAGGGCCUUUCAAACCUGAACCUCUCUUCUCCAUCUUUUUGGCGAUGCAUGCCAUGAUUACAUACACUAACUUUUUUAACUGUUGUUGUAUCAUCUCAAGGUUUUAAAUUAAUGUUUGUAAAUCUUGUUGUAGUGUUGUAGAUUGUUUGAAAAAUAGACUGGUUUUUGUUCCAUGUUACUGUGGGAUGGUUGGUGAUUUACACUGGUAAACAGCAGGUUGUCUGUUGCCGAUAGUGUUGUUGCCUUUACGGAAAAUCACGAGUUCUCGGCGUGUCGUGACGUUACCACUGACGUAUCUCGGGUAACCCCGUCCAACUGACAAUCAGACAGACUCGCUCGAGGCGUCGCAAGAGAGCUGGACGUCUCCCAAACAUGGCUCUAAAUCGGAACCACUCGCAAAACGGCGGCGUUUUGAUAAACAACGGAGAAAGGUAUGGUUUUGGUGAAACAUUUUUGUAGUUAUUCUGAUGAAUUAGUUCGCUGACUUCUCUCUUUUAGGGCUGUUUACACUCAACUUCCCAGUGCGUAGUCAACGGAAAGCUAGCCUCCCUGCUAGCUGGCCUAGUUUGCGUUAGCAUAAUAAACACAAGUGUGCCAUCUUGAAUUACACGCUAGUUUCACAGUCUAUAUUAUUGUCAAAACAUGCGCUAUAUUUAGUGAAAACAUGUAGGUUAACUAUAUUUUUGAAAUAGAGUUACAUAAGAUGGUUAACUUUUUCUAGUAGGCGACUUUUACUCCAGGAAAUAGCGGCUGGACUCGCCGGGAUGUUGACAUUUGAGAAAACAAAGGUGUCUCCAUAAUGUGUAGUUAUGUGCCAAUUUACGAUAAUUUUAAGACAUUUUAGUCAGCUUUGACACCAAAAAGCAACCCCUUUAUAUCCAACAUGUGACAUAACAUGUGUCACUGUGGAGCUAUUAUCACUAUUAUCACUGUUUACGUCCGUUCUUAUGUAAUCAGACAGAAAAGGAAGACCUGAGGUAUAUUUGACAAUCUUUUUUUUUUACACUUUAGCUCUUAGAGGGACUAGUUUUCAAAAGUAACUUAAGCUCUGAUCAUUUAUUAACAAAUAUGGGACACUUCAGUUACAGGAGUGGAAGAAAGGGAAAGGGACAAGUUGUAAGAAAUUAGCUUUAUAGGUUUAUAGACAGUUGAUGUAAAAGAGAAAAUCCAGGUCGAUAUAUGUAAAAAUUUAUUUCACGUGAUAUUUUUCUCCAAUUGGACCCACCCAACCUAUUAUGGGUGGGUCGUUAUUUUGGCCAGUUUAUUAUGAAAGCCUUUUUGCUCGCUGUCAGGAGUAUUGUACCACAUUUUUUUACACAUUCAUUCCCCACCUAUUACAUACAUGUAUACUAAAACCUGGUAUGGAAAGUAACUUAUUUUUCUAUUUAAAUUACUGAAAGUGGGUACCUUUUUGUGUAUUUGUUUUAACAUCAAUAUGUUAGAUUGGAAGUGUUGUACCUCUACAUUUUUGAUGACAUCUCUGACUGAGUAAAAUUUAAAAGAAAAAGUGAAAAAGAUUUGAGUAAACUGUGUCUGUAGGCAGAUGUUUACUACUUGAUAUACAUGGAAAGCAUGCUCUAAACACUAAACCGGCACCCUGUCCUCAUCCAAUUUGUGAGAUUCAAUUUAUGCCCCUACUCUGUGACUCCUAGUUGUAGUGCGAAUGACAUUAAUCAUGCCCUGAACCUUUUAGGUCAUUUGAUAUUCUUCAGUUUAUCAGAUAUUGCGAUGUUUCAUGAUAGGAUUUAGUUCCAGUUCAUCAGUUGUCGAUUUGCAAUAUCAUGAUGCCAUUAUUGCCAGUUACCCCAUGAUUCCGGCCUCUGAUAUUUUUAGAUUCUCCUUCAAAAAGAAAACCAUUGUCACAUGAGUUUUCAUCUAUUUUAAUUUACUGAAUCCUUUGUUUUAUGGGUUGUAAUAUUUAAAUUCUUGCUUCUUUUUCCAGUGUUUUAAGGGAUUGUAAGAAUGUGGAGUUGUCGUUCAGUGAUGUUUCCUGCAAGACAGACCUGCUGAAGGGGACCAAGAAGGGAACUGUGUACCUGACACCAUACAGGGUACUGCCAGUGUUACAUACAACUCCCGAUGACUGCGGUCUUGAUUACACAGUCGGCAGAGUUUAUUCUGCAACUGUCGGUACAACCUGUUGUAACACCAUGCGCUCUUUGUCUCUCCCUCUUUCACUUGUCUAGAUGGUGUUUGUGUCCAGUAGUACUAAGGACUGCCUGGGUUCAGCCAUGUUCCCCUAUUAUCUGAUGAAGGGCUGCAGCAUUGAGCAGCCUGUCUUUGCAGCUAAUUACAUUAAAGGGACAGUGUCAGCUGAGCCUGGUGGUACGUGACCCCUGCUUUUAUCUCUAAACCACAAAGCCUGGAAUUCAUCUUUUUUUAAAUGGUGCAUCCAUGGAAGUAACUAGGGUCAUACACUGUCAUAUUCAUGUUGUAAACUACAAUAAAUACACAAGAUGCACUAACUUCCUUAAAAAGUGAGCAUGCUGAUAAAUCUCCUGACAUAUAAGACAAGACUUAAACGUCUCUCUGUAUUUGUUAUAAAUCUUUUUGACUUCCUCCUCAGGUGGCUGGGAAGGACAGGCUCAUUUCAAAAUGUCAUUCCCCAGUGGAGGAGCCAUAGAACUGGGACAGCAUCUCUUCAAACUGGCAACAAAUGGUUUGUAUGAUCUAUUGUUCUGAGCAGUUAUUAAGUAGCUUUCUGUGGGGGUUGGUGAAAAGUAUUCGAAUACGAUGUAUUAAGGAUUAAAAGUUGAAUAAUAGUGCAUUGUAGUUCCUUGUAGUUUCUGAUGAAAAAGCAUAAAAGCACUAAGGCCCAGCCAAAUAAAAAAACAAAAAAACAAAAACUGCUGAAUAGUGAUUCCCAAACAAGGGGACAUGACCCCCUAGUGGUGCCCUGAGAUAUAAAAGUGAGGGAGCAGCAUGGCUUCAUGAAAUAGUACACACACUUUUGCAGUGCUGCCAAAAGAGGGUCAACUUGAACAGUCUGAUGAAUGUAAGGCUUAAAAGAAAUCUACACCAAACAUCAGAAUUAUGAAACCUAAACAUAUCAAACCUUAUUGAUAAAACUUUGAAGUUAAUAUUAAGAACGCAUACACAGAUUUAGUAGCCUCCAAACUUCUUAUAAAAGGCCUCUCGUUAUUUGCUCUGUUUCAGCUUCUCGUGCUGCUCCAGCCCAGAACGGUGCUCCGUCUUUUGGAUAUCCAUCACCUGGAAUGAUGAACGGAUAUGGCCCACCUCCACCAGCUCCUCAUGGAUAUCCUUUUGCACCCCCUCCUCAGCAGAAUGGAUUCUACCAGGGCCCUCCACCCGCUCCCACCAACAUGGGCUACCCCUGUCCAACAGCUACUGGAGGUACAGUUUCAGACAUUUAUUAUAUGAAAUGUUCAAUAUUAGAUUCUGAUAUUUAACAUACCAUUGUAGAGGAACUUUGAGGUAAAACGUAAUUUGAUGAAAGAAUUUUAACCCAUGGUUUUGUAGAUAAAAGUCAUGUAAAGAAAAAAAUUCAUUGAAAUAUAUAGACUUUAUGUGUUUUCAGACUUUGGCUGUGUCUCCCUGCUUUUGCAUUCGCAUACUAAUGCGAAUACAAAACGAAUACCAAAAGAUUUUACAUUAAAAUGUCAAUGGAAACAGAAGUUGAUGGCAUACAACUGUUUUAAAACAUGUAUUUAAUUGUGACUUGUAAUGUAUAUGCUCAUUUUGAAUUUGAUGAUUGACGAUUAAGAGGUUCACCAGUCUGUGCCAGACUGUGAGCAAAUAGUUGAACCAUUUCCCAGUAAUGUUCCAAGGGGUAAAACUGCAAAACAUUUCUAGAAUUUUUCAUCCACAGUUCAUAUUAUCAUUUGAAGAUAGAGAGGUCUGGAGAAAUCUUUGUACAAAAAGCACAAGGCCAAAAACAAACACCAGACAUACUUGAUCUCCUGGCUUUUAGGCGGCUCUGCAUUAAAAUCAACAUGACUCUGUAGUGGAUUUCACUGCAUGGGCUUAAAAUCACAUCCUAAGAGCGUUGUAUGUGAACGCAGUUUGUUCCUGCUCAGUUUACAGAAUGUUGUUAAAAGCAGAGGUGAUGCAACACAAUGGCAGUCAUACCCUUGUCCCAAUUGUUUUAAUACAUGUCGCUUGCAUCAAAUUUAAAUUAAGUGUAUAUUUUUCAUAAAACAACACAAUCUGAUUACUAUGCAUUAUUUUCAAUUCAAUACAAGCUUAAUGAUUUACAGACUAUAAAUUUGGUUACUUUAAUUUAAUAUGGCGUCAUAACCUGUAUGGAACUGGGAUGGAACUUGAAACUUGUAUGUUUGUCGGUCAAAGUACCAUCAAUUUGCUUGAGUAAAAACCCAUCAGGAACAAAUAAUGUUGUUUUACAGCUCCCUGUUGAUACCUUUUAGUUUUGUCUUCUAGUUUUUAUCUUCAAACUGAAAUGAUAACUCUCUUAAUUUGAAACUUGGUCUGCUUUUGUUUCCUUUGUUCCAGGAAUGUACCCAGCUGGUUUUGACUACAUGGCACCACCUCCCCCCUACCCUGGCCCACCCCAAAAUUGGGCCGGACCCCCUCCGACCUGGGCAGCAACAGCUCCAGCACCACCUCCAGGUCUGUUACCCUCUUUUUUUCUCUCUCUCUCGUUUCCCUCUUUAUUUGCUCCUCCCUGUAUGUCUGUGUCACCGCACACAUCAGAUCUAAUCUAUCUUCCUGAAAGUGAGUCACUCCAAAUCAUGCAACCAAAAAAAAGAGACGCUGAUGUCUCAUCGGCUAAACAUCAAAUUUACCAGGGAUAAACAAUCCCACCUCUCCCUCCCCUCUCUCUUCAUCUGCUCAUUUCUAGCACCUCAUGGGUUUCAGUGUCUCUCCCUGCACACGGGGUGAGGUCGGUGCACUGAGCUGAAAUGUCAGUUUGGCACAUCUCGGUUUAAGGAAGAGCUUAAGUAGGACAUUUGCCUCUGUGCGUCCUCAGGGUGCGCCAUUAGAUUCAGUCUCAGAGAUUCCUGGAGCUGUCAGAUGUCGUGUUUUGUAUGACUGACAGUGUGCUCCUCGCAUCACUUCUGCUUACGGUUUUAGGAGCCGCAGCAUCUGUUUCUAAAUAUGUUCAUCAGUCAUCGCUGUCCCUCUUUCUCUCUCUGUUUUUGUCAAAUCUUGUUUUCUGCACAGGUAACUCCAAGGCGGCUGAAGCAGCAGGCAGUGCGUACUAUGAUCCAAACAAUCCACACAAUGUCUACAUGCCCAUGGUAUGCUGCUCUGCUUGUUAUAGAUCUAUAGAAGUAAAAUGCCCAUUCCCUUUUAAUCGGCAAUGAUUUUCCUCUGCAUUCCCUAACAGGAACGACCUCCACCAUAUGCACCUUUCCAAAACUCUCCUGAGAAGAAAAACAACUGAGCCUCAGAGGCCUUUACUUCAGUGACACUCCUCCUUCUUCCUCUGUCUCUAAAAUAUAUCCUUAAGGCAAGAAAUGACGUUGAUGGGAACCUGCUGGAUUGUGGAAUAUGGAAAGGAAAAUGUAUGUGACAGAGGGCUCAAAGAUGUCAGAUAUAAAAUGAUGUUAUUUUGGAUACUGCAAUAGCAUUUAAAGCAAUCACAACUUUUAAAAUAAAUAUUGCUCUCUUUCUUCAAGUUCAUGCAAAAUACCGACAACUCAUCUGUCAGUUUUAUUGACUCUUUUAGUGAUAGUUUGAAUUCUGUCAAAUGUCUAGCAGGAUGGUAAAGACCUAAACUGUCCUUGUGUGGCGCUGAAAGCAGAAGACAGUAUGGGGAAUGUAUUUUCAAGACUGAAAUUUAUCAUCAGUUUUGUAGCCCUGUCAUGAUUGCAGUUGUUUUAGUUUUUAAUGCAUAUAAAUCAUACUAUACAGUGUUUUUGCAGUGGUAGUUUCCCAGUAUGAGCUUGGUUGAAUAGUUUUCAAUAAACUAUCUGACUGAUCAUUUUACUAUAACCUCGAAACAGUAGGUUGAAGCUUUCUUCUUAUAUGACCAAUAUGAUGUGAACCUACAUCAGUUAUAUUUAGUAAUUACAUUCAUUGUAUGACCCAAAUUCAAACAUGUCUUUCAUAGGGUAGUGUGACAGAGGCUCUUUGGUUUAGGAAGUGGUUUAGAAAGGAUUUCUUACAUUACAAAUCUGUCUAUGUGCAAUAUUUCAACCACUUAAAAGAAGGUUAAUUCUCUGGGCUGGGGUUACCCGACUGAUCCUGUGCUCUUAACCUAGCUUCUAUUGUAUUCAUGUAUGCAAAGCCGGGCUGAAACCAGAACUCUACUCUGCAUAAUUACAUCAGUGUGGAGUUUCAGGAGCCCUGGCGUUAGAUUAAGGACCCAUCAGUGUUUCCUCGCUGUUGAAAGUUCUGAAUAAAUGCCAUUUAUUCUGGGUUAAGAUGCGGUGAGAGACCUUUGAGCCAUGUAAUCACAUCCCUACUCCUUGUGUAUCAGUUAACACCUGUUUGAAGGACUAUUUGCAGGCUAUUGUAGGGGAUGGAGGAGCUGUUUGAGUUUGGUUUUAGUUUGCCUAAAUUAAUCAAAUGUCUGUAUAUUAAUAUCUCUUUUGCAGUUCUUAUUCCUCUUCCUGAAUUUUGUCUGUCAGAAAAAAAUCUAAUAAAUUAGUUCUUUAUUGAACAUUUUGCUUCAUGAUUUAUAAAGCGCUUUUGUUUUACACUCUUAAUGGUAUGUAUUUGACGGAACUUAAUACAUUUGAAAGACUGCAAGAUUCAAAAUAAGCAUUCAAGUUACCCUAACAUCUAUAAACAGAUUAUAAAUAUGUAGAGUCUAUGCACGGGUCAGGUUCCUGCUUGAGCAGUGCCGACCAAUCAAACUUCUGUCGGGUUCAGUUCAUCCAUGAAAAACACUGUAGAGCAGUGUUUCUUAAGUCCAGUCCUCGAGCCCCACUGUCCUGCAUGUUUUGGAUAUUUCCCUGCUCCAACACACCUGAUUCAAAUGAUCAGCUCGUUAUCAAGCUCUGUAGUGGCAUAAUAACGAGCUAAUCAUUUGAAUCAGGUGUAGAGUAAAAUCAGGUGGAACACGACCCACAAUAAUGACAUACAGGCUGCCAUCUGUGGUAACCUUACAAGGGUGUGUUUAUCUGUAUAAAAAGCUAUCCACAUGCUAGUGCAGCUAACAAUCUGUCAUACAUCAUCAUACAUAAAUCUGCUUGAUACUGUGCCAGUAAAGCAAAUCAGUAUUAAAUUUUCCGGACUUCCUGGAAUGCAUUGGAGGAAUAAUAAUACGAUGUCUUUGCUUGUCUUAGGUGUUACUCCAGGGAAUGUAACAGACCAGAAAUGACAGGCACUCUCGAUUACUGACAUUGAUGCUGCUCCAAAAAAGGAAGUCUUGGCUAAAGUCCUUUGAUGCUAACAGCUGGCUAUGCUGGAAUUAAAGAAAAAAUGACAUCUGUUCCCAAAGGAUUAUCUUGCAUUACAUACCCACACAAUGACAGGUAAUUGCAGAAGAGCUCUGAGAUUGAUAUUUUCCAAAUUAAAUAAAUAAAAUAAAAGAGUAAUAAUAAUAAUAAUGGUAAAUCUAAUAUCAAAUAAAUCCUCUUCUAAAGAUUUUUUGACCUUUAAGCCUUGAUUGGAUAGAGCAGAUUGCAAAAAAAAAGACAGAAAAUGUGAGGAGAGAAUACCACAACAAAUUAUGUUAGGCCGAGGAAUUAAUCCUACAACCAUAGCAACAAGAAUAAAAAUUGGGGCACCUGUUCUACCAUCUGAGCUUAACAGGCACUCCAUAUUCCACACAAGUCUAAUGCAUUUUUGUAGGAGUGUUUUCUCCAAGUCACCAUGGCUGAUCUCUAGUUCGCAUUGAUCAAAGUUACAUGUGGGAUUUCUGAUUAAAUCUGUAUACAUUCAGUCAUUUUAUCAUACAGUCUCUCUCUCUUGCUGUGGUUCAACUAAAGUACAUUUUGCAUAGCUGGAUUGUCCUGUCACUUCUGCUUCCACAAAAUAAAAAAAAAAUAAAGAAGACAACCAGAGUGAGUCACACUCUUACUGAAUAAUAUAUUUAUUAUGUUAUGAAACACUAUCAAAGUUGAACAUGGUAUUCACUGUUAUCACAGAGAGUCACACUGUACAGAUGUAUCGAAUAAAUAAAUAAAUGAAGAAACCUUUGUCAUGCACUAAAUCACAAAAUAUUCACCACACACAAACAGAUCCACGUGUAACCACAAAGUUCACAACAUUUAGAACUAGCUACUUUACAACCACAGCUGUCCACCUAUUAUUUGAUAAAGACUAGAUCUACUUUAUGGCUCAGCUCCUGUUUCUCUCCAGUUCCCCACUCAGGAAAAGGAAGUGUGCUUUUACCACCAUGUUCCUUAAGUUGAUCCAAACAUUUUCCUGUACCCAUCACUAUUAUGUAUACUAAGUUAUAGACGUUCAAAGCCCCACUAUGUGUUCUUAUAGGGACUUAAUCCACUAUAAACAGCUGUAAAGCAAAUGAAAAUACAGUUAAGACUCCAGUGUCGUGGUUGAGUCACCAAACUGCAAGUCCAAGUCUAGUUUUGUGUCUAUUAUUAUUUGUGUGAAAAGGCAAGAUAAGUCAGUGGGAAGUCCUCAUGACCAAAUCAAAGCUCUGUCAAGGGGAAUCACUGUAAUGCAAAACUAUUGACUGUUUGAACCUGUGGGGCCUUUUGGAAACAUAUUUCAUUUGUUGAUGUUAGAGUUAGACUGAUCCUGUUAGCCUGUCUGGAGAUUUAAAUUAUCACUUAGGUUACUGUGUGAUGUGGAUAAGUGUGCAUCCCUGCACUCUCAACAUCAUGUAGCCCUUGCCUUACUAACUAACUGACUAAACAAAUAAAUUAAUUCAUUAAUAAGAGGACAAGCACAUUAUUUCAGUAAUCAUGUGUUUUGUCUCAGUCCUAAUGCAGUCACUGCUUGAGUCUAAGUCUAAGUCGAGCCACAAGUCCUGAAUUUCAGGAUUCAAACAUAAGUCUGAGUCCUGGACUCAAAUACAACAACACUGUUUAACACAUAUCAAUGUUUAAUCACUGAGUCGCAACCCCAGCUCCAAAAAAGUUGGGACAUUAUUAAAAAUGUUGUUCAAAACUGAAUUUGAUGGUUUGCAAAUCAUUCAAACUCUGUCUUCAAUGGAAAAAUGUUUUGGGAUAACAUAUCAGAUGUUGGAACAGAAAAAUUAGCUACUGCAGACAGCUAUUUAUGCAGUUUUAAAAAUUAAAUGCACAAUUUUGGGCUCCUUUAGGAUUUCUGCUGCUCAACAGUUCAGUCUUCUUUGUUUACUGAUGCAUCAAAUGUUUUUAAUAACAAAUCCAUAAUUUCCAAAAGACUAAGAUUUUGACUCUUCAGGCCAUAGAACAGUAUGUUUCCAUUUUUGCAUAGAACAGUUUUAACCAGCAUUUGUGGUUGAAGUAAUGAACUGCUGGAUGUAAUUGUAAUAAAUUAGGAGGCGUUUCUUUAGGAGUUUUUGCUAGCAUUACACAGCUUUCUUUGUGUUAUUUGUAUAAAAAACAAAACAUAAAACAAAUUUAAAUGCAAGAUUUAAAUGAUUUUCAAACUAUCACUGUCAAUUUUUAUCAGCAGUUUACAGUGGCCCAAUUUCUUUGGAACUGAAGUUGUGCUUAGAUAAUAGUUCAUCUAAAGGUAGUUUAUAUGGGAUCUAUGUUGUAAAAAACUAAACUCUUGUCAUAGUGCUACAAACUAAUUUAUUUGAAAUCGGACUGAGUUUAUAUGAAGCUGUUUCUGCUCAAUGUGUUCACAUCUAACGACAGUGUAGCUACCGUUUGCGCAACUAGCAGGGCCACAGUUGUUCAGAAGGUUAAAUCCAGAAAAAGGUAUCUAGAUUUAGAAAUUCACAUGCUUUAAAAUGUAUGAUCAGGGAAUCCAGCUUGAUAUUGUUUUCUCUUCACAAGAAACCAAGCAGACAUCUGAAAAUUACUAAAUCUAGACUUCCAGUGUCCCAAAUGAGACUACAAGCCUUGGCCACAGGGGGUGCCAAAAUCAACACAAACUAAAACAUCCUCACAACUGCUUUGAAUUGUGAGCUUGUUCUAGUUUGAUGUAAUGCAUCAUGGACUAACUCAUGGACUAAAUCAUAUAUGUCUUUGAAGCAAUUAAUUUUAAAUGUUCGAUCCCAUCUGGCUUUAACCAAUCAUUUUUACUUCUAAACAGCUGGGCCCUGAGAAUUAUAUGGGUAAAGGCAACAUGGGUAAUCUAUAUCUGUCCAUCUAGGUUUAAAGGUCACCAUAUUGCUCUUCCCAUUAAAAUACUGUUAGAGCUACAGGAUUGUCUGUACUAAAAGAGUUGACAAGGUUGAGUUGAGAAUUCAGCAUGUUGAAUUUUGACUCAGAUCUAGUUGGGUGUCUCCUACGGCUCUUCCUGUAGAAACCACACCUCGUUGCGGCGUCCAUAAGGCUUCAGUGGUGGAUCGUAGCUGCAGCAGAAGUAUUGCUUGCGUUGAAAGGGGGCCGUUUCGCC